Bacillus rossius redtenbacheri is the source of this 3860-nucleotide messenger RNA. It is a transcript of the gene Myo61F, whose product is annotated as unconventional myosin IC. Gene Ontology annotation, molecular function: actin filament binding; ATP binding; microfilament motor activity. Gene Ontology annotation, cellular component: plasma membrane; vesicle; cytoplasm. The transcript has 21 exons. Lineage: Eukaryota; Metazoa; Arthropoda; Insecta; Phasmatodea; Bacillidae. Bases 248 to 3325 code for a protein of 1025 amino acids. The record is from RefSeq and is a predicted model, not a curated record. Gene Ontology annotation, biological process: actin filament organization; vesicle transport along actin filament.
CCGCGCGACGAACAUCUGAUUCAAACCUCGUGCGCGCUCGCGGUCGGUGGCUCGACGGCAUUUUCGCGCGCGCAGUUUUUUUUUGUUCCUUCUCCCGCGUCCGUUGGCGCAGGCGCGAGGAGUGAUCUCGAGGCCGGACAAAGGACGCGCCAGGAGGAUUACAGGAAGGAGCUCCCCUUACCUGCGCCGUGCGAACAGCUGCGCGCGGGCUGAAAGACGCGACCGCCACAGCUACCAGACCGGCGCCAUGGAGCGCGACCUCCACGCCCGCGACGUGGUGGGAGUGCAGGACUUCGUGCUGCUCGAGGACUACCAGAGCGAGGAGGCGUUCGUCGACAACCUCAGGAAGCGCUUCAAGGCGAACCUCAUCUACACGUACAUCGGGCAGGUGCUGGUGUCCGUCAAUCCUUACAAGAACCUUGACAUCUACAAUGCCGAGACCAUCAAACGAUACCAAAGGGUGCUGUUUUACGAGGCUCCUCCACACAUAUAUGCAGUCACAGAUGUAGCAUACCGGUCUCUCAUUGAAGAAAACAGAGAACAAUGCAUUCUUAUAUCAGGAGAAUCGGGUGCAGGAAAGACCGAAGCAUCCAAGAAAGUGCUGCAGUUCAUCGCAGAAGCUGCGGGGAACAAGAACCAAGUCGUGACUGUGAAGAACAAACUCCUCAAGUCCAACCCUGUCUUAGAAGCCUUCGGGAAUGCAAAAACAAACCGCAACGAUAACUCUAGUCGUUUUGGGAAGUACAUGGACAUAGAGUUCCUGUUCAAUGGUGAGCCAGUUGGAGGAAACAUCCUGAACUAUCUUCUGGAGAAGUCUCGUGUGGUGCAUCAGUUCCCGGGAGAGCGCAACUUCCACGUAUUCUACCAGCUGUUGUCAGGAGCAGACAAUGAACAACUUGCAAGGCUGCAUCUCAAGAGAAAUUUGGACACCUACUUUUAUCUCACCAAUGCAGACAGAGACAAAGAGUUUUCAGAAAGCGACAACAAGAAUUAUUUGGAGGUGGUGGAAGCCAUGAACACGAUUGGCAUUGACAAGAAGGAGCAAGAUGACAUAUUUGCGAUUGUGGCAAGCGUGCUGCACAUGGGAAAUGUUGGUUACAUUGAGGACGAGGGGAAGGCAGAAAUCCUCAAACCAGAAUGUGUAGAGUCAGUGUCAAAGCUUCUGGGCUGCAGCUACAGAGAUCUGAGCGAGGCCUUCACGCACAGGACCAUCGAGGCCCACGGCGACGUGGUGGUCACCCCGCUGAACCGGGAGCAAGCCAUCUACGCCCGCGACGCGCUGGCGAAGGCAGUGUACGACCGGCUCUUCACCUGGCUCGUCAAGCGGCUCAACAACUCCCUCAAGGCGCGGGACUCGCACAGGCACUCCGUCAUGGGGAUCCUGGAUAUUUACGGCUUCGAGAUCUUCGAGAGGAACGGGUUUGAGCAGUUUUGUAUUAACUUCUGCAACGAAAAACUGCAACAGCUGUUCAUCGAACUGACUCUGAAGUCGGAGCAGGAGGAAUACCUGAAGGAAGGGAUCGAGUGGGAGCCCGUCGAGUACUUCGACAACAAAGUGAUUUGUGACUUGAUAGAGGAGAAGCACAAAGGUAUAAUAGCACUACUGGAUGAAGAAUGUCUGAGGCCCGGAGACGCCACCGAUCUGACUUUCCUGGCCAAGACGAACGACAUGUUGGCGUAUCAUCACCACUACAUUAGUCACAUGAAAGCAGACAUCAAAACACAGAAAACAAUGGGCAGGGAUGAAUUCCAGCUUGUUCACUAUGCAGGAAUUGUGACGUACAAAGUCAAAGGCUUCUUAGACAAGAACAAUGAUCUUCUGUUCAGAGAUCUCAGAGAGGUCAUGUCAAGAACGUCAAACGUUAUAACAAAGGUGGUCUUCCCUGCUCAUGAACUGUCCAGCAAGAAACGCCCCGACACAGCAAUCACUCAGUUCAAAGACAGUUUGAACAAUCUUAUGAAAAUCCUCAUGGACAAAGAGCCUUCCUACAUCCGCUGCAUCAAACCAAAUGAUUUCAAAAUGCCGGGCAACUUCUCCGACAACAUCGUGACGCACCAGGUCAAGUACCUGGGCCUGAUGGAGAACCUGAGGGUGCGGCGGGCGGGCUUCGCCUACCGCCGGCCCUACAAGCUGUUCCUGAACCGCUACAAGUGCCUGGCGCCCGAGACGUGGCCGCGGUUCCCCGGCUCCCCCCGGGACGGGGUUCAGGUCAUAGCCGACCGCCUGGGCUACCAGAGGAACGACUACCGGAUGGGCAAGACGAAGAUAUUCAUCCGCUUUCCAAAGACUUUGUUCGACACCGAGGAUGCGUUCCAGCUGAAGAAGCACGAUAUUGCGGCAAUUAUCCAGAGCCACUGGAAGGGGCUGGUCCAGCGGAGGAAGUACCAGAAGAUGAAGGAGUCUGUCGUGAUAAUGCAGAAGUGGGUCAGGAGGUACCUGGCGCAGAAGGAGGCGGAGAAGCGUCGCUGGGCCGCCGACACAGUGAGGAGGUUCAUCAAAGGCUUCAUCACCCGCAAUGGCCCAGAGACAAAAGAGAACAAAGCGUUCCUGGAACUGGCAAAAGCACAGUACCUGGUUCGUCUGUCGAAAAAUCUUCCUACCAAAGUAUUGGACAAAUCGUGGCCACCUCACCCUUUCGUGUGUACUGAGGCUUCUAGACAUCUCCACCGAAUCCACAAAUCGUGGCUUGCCAGGAAGUACCGUUUGGCACUAAGUGCUGAAAAGAAGAGACAGUUUGAAUUGAAAGUCCUCGCUGAAUCCCUCUUCAAAGGCCAGAAGAAAAGUUACGACAAGAGUGUGGGUUCGUGGUUUGUUGACGACAGGUUGGCAGACGAACAAAAACCGCUGAGGCAAAACUUUGAAAUCAACACGUUGCAGAAUGGAGAGAAGGUUCUGUACUCGACAACAGUGGUAAAGUACGACCGCCAUGGGUACAAACCGCGUGAGAGGGCAUUGCUGCUGACCAACGCAAAAUUAUACGUCUUGGAUGGGAAAACCUUCAAAUUGAAGCACAGCUUACCUUUGGACUCCAUUCAUGAAGUGGUGCUGACGACAGAGUCUGACAACCUGCUGUUGCUUAGAAUACCUCCGGAGUUGAAGAAAGACAAGGGUGACCUUAUUCUUGAAGUGGACCACAUCAUUGAAGGUGUCACAAGAAUAGCUGAUACAGCAAAGCGGCCACAAAUGGUUAAAAUUAUUGAUGCUGCUAGCAUCUCUCACAACCUGAUUGGUGGAAAGCAAGGUGUGAUUGACAUCACAACAGGCACAAAUCCACUAAUAAGCAAAACCAAAACUGGUCAUCUUCUUGUGGUUGCAACUCCAUAGUCUAAGAGAGUGCUACAAACCACAUUUGCACAAGAUGGAACAAUGAAGUUUAAGAGUUAAACAGUGCCUGGUGUGACCUUAAAUUAUUUAAGAAUACUACAUGUUCACAUCCAAUGUGUUUUUAUAAGUGCCAUUAAUGUUUUAUCUUUAUGCUUUUAUUUUAACACUGUGAUCCAAAGUACUUAAAAUGUGUGCAUAUUUUGACAUGAUGUAAUUUCAUUUCAGCAAGCUCAUGAUGUAGCUUCCCUUCAGUACUGCAGAAUGUAGACUCUUAGUCUCCUGUUAGCAUUUCAAUGAUGGGCUUGCAUGGUUAACAUUUUGUAAAAAUAUUUUUAAUGAUUUAUGGUGAUAUGUUUAAGAUUGAUUGAUUUCUUAAGUAGGUACCUACGUUGUGUAUCAUAGAAGUUGUAAUGUAAUUAUUGUUAAGAUAUUGUGAUAUUGUAAUUUCAACUUGUGUGAGUUAUAAGUGUAUCAGUUGAGUUAUUUUGAUGUUUGUAAAACUGAAAUUACAGUAAAUUUAUUCUUCCAGCAAAAA